GAUUAUGAUAAGCAGUGAAUCGAACUUCCCAGCCCCUUGCCUUUUUCCGGAUGUUCUUCCUUGCUUUCAAAAUCUUCUGUGUUUUCAAGAUUUGUUGAAUUUUGAGCAUGGAUGGGAAAUCGGCAUCGCAAGAACACAACUCUGCCUCUGGGAACGACGAGGGAGCAUGUGGGCAGCUCCUGGUGGAUUACUAUGAAAAUGAUCCAGACAACCCACGCAACUGGUCCAAGACAUGGAGAUGGUCCAUCGUGGUUCUCGUCGCGUGUUUAUGUGCAAGAGGUCUAUGUACUAUAAUUGCCGCGCCCGUCUCGCCUCAGAUCCUGGCCUUCUUCCAUUCCAACAACCUGCUCUACCGCACCCUGCUCGUCACAAUCUGGGAGCUGGGCGAGAUCUUCGCCCCUCUCGUCUGGGGCCCUGUCUCGGAACUCUACGGUCGACGGUGGAUCCUAAACGGGGCGAACCUCCUCUUCAUCGUGUUCCUUGCCGGCACGGCCCUAAGCACCAGCAUCCAGAUGCUCAUCGCCUUCCGGUUCCUCAGCGGGCUCGCCACGGCCUGUAUCCCCAUCGGCCCCGGUAUCGUGAAGGACCUGUUCCCCAAAGACCAACGUGGCCGCGCCAUGUCCAUCAUGUCGCUAACCAGUGUGGUCGGGCCCGUGGUCGGGCCCAUCGUGGGCUCGUAUCUGGGCGAACGCGCCGGCUGGCGCUGGGUCUUCUGGCUUUCGACGCUGCUCUCCGGCGCUCUAGGGGUGUUAAUUCUGACACCAACCCUCCUCACCCACUCCCCGACCCUCCUCCUCGCAACCCUCGACCUCAGCCUCAUCUACGGCCUCACCUACCUGAUCAUGACAACCAUCGCCCCCGUCUUCCAAGACACCUACGCCUUCUCCGAGGGCGCCUCCGGCCUGGCCUUUCUAGGACUCUGUCUAGGCUUCACCCUCGGCGCCCUGCUCUGCAGCCUCCUCCUGGACCGCUACAUCACCCGCCGACGCAGCAGCCCUAGCCCCAGCUCGCAUGCAUCAGCGAGCCCAGAACAACGCCUCCCACUGCUAUUCCUGGCGUGCGUACUCACGUCCGGCGGACUGUUGCUGUUUGGCUGGUCCGUCCACUACAGAAUCAACUACCUGGUCCCGAUCGUGGGGACGGCGAUGGUCGGGCUCGGGCUGGCGGCGACGUCGAUCACGGUGCAGACGUACGUGCUGGAUUCGUUCGGGGUGUGUGCGGUCAGUGCCAUCAGUGCGUUGAUGGUGGUGAGGAAUGUCACGGCCGCGGUGUUGCCGUUGGCGGGGCCGCCGCUGUUUCGGGCGGUGGGGCACGGGUGGGGUGGGACGGUGUUGGCGGGUGUGGGGUUGCUGGUGGUGCCGGUGCCGGGGGUGUUGAUGCGGUUUGGGGGGCGGUGGAAGAUGGUAAAUUGGUGCAUUGGUGACUUGUGA
This is a messenger RNA of Aspergillus brunneoviolaceus CBS 621.78, 1430 nucleotides long. Its product is annotated as MFS general substrate transporter. Gene Ontology annotation, biological process: transmembrane transport. Bases 108 to 1430 code for a protein of 440 amino acids. The transcript is spliced from 4 exons. The record is from RefSeq and is a predicted model, not a curated record. Lineage: Eukaryota; Fungi; Ascomycota; Eurotiomycetes; Eurotiales; Aspergillaceae. Gene Ontology annotation, molecular function: transmembrane transporter activity.